Molecule: messenger RNA, 2014 nt
Organism: Durotheca rogersii
Lineage: Eukaryota; Fungi; Ascomycota; Sordariomycetes; Xylariales; Xylariaceae
Product: DUF455-domain-containing protein
Exons: 2
Coding region: 244-1587 (447 amino acids)
Molecular function (GO): 2 iron, 2 sulfur cluster binding
Source: RefSeq, a predicted model, not a curated record
GCCAGCAAUGAAACACCAAUAAGAGGCACCCUACCCAAUUACCUGAGGUCCUUCUAUGUUACUAGGUGACGUCACCGGAAUUGGGAACAUCUAUGUUCCGGGGGAUCCCCCUGUCACGGCCACAGCCAAGAGUUUCCAUGCCUCUUAGCACUCUCGUUGCCGCUGUUUUUCAGCCCUGCCCUCGGACAACCGUAGGUAGUCCGCGAUAAGGACCAACCGCGGACUGGACAUCGAACCGGCGCCAUGUCUGUGGUUGAUAUCGGUCUACUGACAGGCCUUCAGCACGCCAGACACACCAUCACACUUUCCGAUGGGAGGCGGCUGGUUCUUUUCCGCCUGCCGAAGAUCGCCCCCCCGGACGCGGCAGCGUUGCCAACCCCACAAACGCUGGAGUCAUGGAUUUACUACGCUAUGGAGGCCGACUGCCCUCACGCGGGCGGCCCUAUGGCCGAGGCCCACGUAGAUAUCGAAGACUCCUCGUACAUUGCCUCCUGCCCGUGGCAUGCCUAUGAUUUCAACCUCGAGACCGGUGAGUGCAAUUACGGCAUCAGGGCGUGCACUUUUCCGGUUACCGUCCAGGAUGGGAGGGCGAGCAUCUACGUCGCAGAGACCGAGAAUUUGCAACUCGCCAAGAUAGACCCCGUCAGCGAGAGGGUGAAAUUCAGGCAUGGUCCUAAAAUAGAUAUCUCAGGGCCCCCACCCUAUCUAGGCGAAGAUGCUACUCUGAGCGAAUGGUGUGUGCGCAUCUUGAAUACAUCCAAUCCCGAGCACAAGAUCGAACUCACCACCCGUCUCUUCUCCCUCUUCGCGACCCGUGAACAGUCCCCUUCGCCUAUGCAAGUCGGGGUUGGUACCCCUCCCCUGGAACCGCCAAGGGAGAACCUGACCCAGGUGAAACCGGGGCAGAUGCCCAGGGCGGGCAAGGGAGGUAGCCUAAAAAGCAGGAUUGCCAUGCUCCACGCGCUGGCCAACAUCGAGCAGUGGGCUAUCGACCUGGCUAUUGAUAUAAUAGUCCGGUUCGCCCCAUUUCAACCCGACGCCCGGGGCAAGGAGGAUCGCGUGCAGCGGCUUCCGCGGGCAUUUUUCUAUGACUGGCUCAAGGUGGCAAACGAUGAAGCGAAACACUUCUCGCUCCUCCGGUCGAGAUUGGAGGAGCUGGGAAGUCGAUUUGGGGCGUUGCCGGUGCAUCACGGCCUGUGGGAAUCGGCAGUGAGGACGGCACACGACCUGCGCGCCAGAAUCAGCGUCAUCGCACUCGUCCACGAGGCCCGAGGACUCGAUGUCAACCCGCUGACGAUCGAGAAAUUCCGGAAUGCCGGCGACGGCGAGAGCGUCGACGCGUUGGGUGUCAUCCACAGCGACGAGAUUACCCACGUCACCACCGGACACAGAUGGUUAGUAUGGAUCUGUCAGCAAGAAGGCACGGAUCCCGUCCAAGUAUUCCGCAGCAACGUACAGCAGCACUUUCGAGGCGCGGUCAAGGGGCCCUUUAACGCCGAGGCCCGACGGCAAGCUGGUAUGGACAAGAGCUACUACGAGAACCUCCACGGACAACCGUGGGAGGGUGGGGUCAUCGCCGGCGGAUGAGGCCCACUUCGGCAGGCUCUAGACUCCCGAGGAUCUCUGCGAGUUUGUCGGGGACUUUCAGGCCCUCCUAACUACGCGCUAGUGCUAGCGACGGUCUCGAAACUCACGCAGCCUAGCGUUUGAGAUAUUUUCUCAGGGUAUAUCCAGUUUCCUGUUGUACCGAUGGAAAUGAACCGCGAAGUGCACAUUUCGUAGACGAGAGUCAUAGCACGCCCGAACCAUUAGGACCAUGCCCUGACAGGUACCUACGAAGAGAAGCGUAGAGGUAGCAGCAGAUCCAGAAUCUUGGUUAGAGUCAGGCUUGUGUACUCAUAUAUUCGACUCUCGCACCUACGGACUUAUGAAAGUUGUGUAAAUGCCCAAUCCUCCCGCAUCGGAAAGAGGGGUAGGAUGCUUAGUAACUCCGCCCCGACCUCUUCGUCCUUCG